UACAACACACUUCACUAGCGAUAUAUAUUAUAUGUUCAGGUUCGCGGACGGUCAGGUUCAGUACCAGAACCGGUUUCUGGAGUCGCAGAGCUACCAGCGUGACACCCGCGCACAGGCUAUCGUGGGCCGCCACUUCGCGACCCAGGGACGCCCCGACCCCUGCCGCACCAUCAUGCGCAACCUGAGAAGUAAGCUGGUCUUGUCGGAGCAGUUCACCGACAACUGCCAGAUCAGCGUCUACCCUUACGGUGACGGCCUUUACGCCCUCACAGAGACGCCUUACGCAUACAGGGUCGACCCCACCAACCUGCACACCGGCGAGAAGGUAGACCUGACGCAGCACCUGUCGGUGGUGAGUCACACAGCUCACCCACACGUCACCCGCACCUGUACCUACAACAUCGGUCAGGGCGUCACCCUAACUGGCCCCCGCUACAACAUCUGCCAGUUCCCCCGUACUGGCCCCCAAGGUCAGGCAAGCGAUCCCUUCAAAGCUGCGAAGAUCGUCGCUUCCGUCGCUUGUCGGUGGCGCACCAGUCCCUGCUACAUGCACUAG
This is a messenger RNA of Hyalella azteca, 556 nucleotides long. RefSeq names its product carotenoid isomerooxygenase-like. The transcript has 6 exons. Bases 32 to 556 code for a protein of 174 amino acids. Gene Ontology annotation, biological process: retinal metabolic process; carotene catabolic process. Gene Ontology annotation, molecular function: carotenoid dioxygenase activity; beta-carotene 15,15'-dioxygenase activity. The record is from RefSeq and is a predicted model, not a curated record. NCBI's taxonomy places the organism in Eukaryota, Metazoa, Arthropoda, Malacostraca, Amphipoda, Hyalellidae.